AUGGAAAAUCCAACAACAACAGCUUCUUUCUCUAAAAUUCCACUAAAUCAACUCACUGACUUUGUUCAUCUUAAACUUAAGGAGGACAAUUUCAUAACUUGGAAGAAUUUGAUGAAUCCGGUAAUUCAAAAGUAUAAACUCAGGAGAUAUCUAGAUGGAUCUCAUCCUUGUCCUCCUCAGUUCACAUCUCCACGUAAUGAAGCUAAUGGUGUUGAAAAUACUCUUUACCUCGAAUGGAUUGAUGAAGAUUCAACCAUCAUCAUGUGGAUAAACUCAACAAUUUCAGAUGUUGUAAUAGCUUACUUUUCCAGAUCUACAACUUCUCAUCCCAGUAUGAAGAAAGGUGAUAAAUCUAUCCCUGCUUUAGUUAAUGAAAUCAAGUCAUUGUCUGAUCAAUUAGCAGCAGCUGGUGAGGUAAUUUAUGAUAAAGAGUUAGUAGUUGUUACUCUAAAGGCUUUGAAUUCAGAUUACAUUCCUUUUUCCACUGCUAUGCGACAUAGAAAUCCACCGGUUACAUGUAUUGAAUUACACAAUAAUCUGUUAAGUGAAGAAACAUUUAUUAGUGAGAGACACAAAACUACACAUGAUACUUCAGAUACAAAAGCUUUUGUUGCUCAUAAUGGAAAUUACAAAAGUGGGAAUUAUAGAGGUGGAUCUUCUUAUAGAGGAAGAGGAAGAUCUCCUCUAGCUAAUCUGAGUGUUAUGCUAGCAGCAACAAAUAUAUUUGAUGCAGAAGAGUGGAUUGCAGAUAGUGGAUCAAAUAAUCAUAUUACAUCUUUUACUACUCAGCUACAUGAUAUUACUUCUUAUGAUGGUGUUGAAGAGAUUCAAACAGCUAAUGGAGCAGAUUUCUUAGUUGUUCCACAAUCAUCUCAUAAUCUUUUGUCAAUUCAUAAGUUUACUACUGAUAACAACUGCUCUUUAACUCUUGAUUCUGAUGGAUUUGCGGUGAAGGACCUAACUUCUGGGAAGACUCUCUUCCAAGAACCACAUAAAAAUUGUCUCUAUCCAAUUUCUUUCAACACACAACCUCAUGCUUUCACAUUAUUACCAUUGAUCAUGCUCUCCUUCACAGAAGAUUUGGACAUCCCUAAUUUCAGACACUUCAAAGACUUUGUAGUAAACUCAAAUUGUCUAAUGUUUCAAAUAAACCAUUCUUCUGUAAUGACUGCAAAAUUUGCAGAUGAUUUUACAAAAUAUUGUUGGGUUCUGCCAUUAUCAUCUAAAUCUGAUUUCAAACACUCUUUUGUAUCUUUUGUUGCUAAAAUUGAAAAUAUGUUCUCUGUUUCUGUUGUACCAUAA
Messenger RNA from Papaver somniferum (opium poppy), 1302 nucleotides. RefSeq lists its product as uncharacterized. The transcript has 5 exons. NCBI's taxonomy places the organism in Eukaryota, Viridiplantae, Streptophyta, Magnoliopsida, Ranunculales, Papaveraceae. The record is from RefSeq and is a predicted model, not a curated record. The coding region runs from base 1 to 1302 and encodes 433 amino acids.